Xiphophorus couchianus (Monterrey platyfish) is the source of this 1379-nucleotide messenger RNA. It is a transcript of the gene timm17a, whose product is annotated as translocase of inner mitochondrial membrane 17 homolog A (yeast). The record is from RefSeq and is a predicted model, not a curated record. The transcript has 6 exons. Gene Ontology annotation, cellular component: TIM23 mitochondrial import inner membrane translocase complex. Bases 92 to 598 code for a protein of 168 amino acids. Gene Ontology annotation, molecular function: transmembrane protein transporter activity. Lineage: Eukaryota; Metazoa; Chordata; Actinopteri; Cyprinodontiformes; Poeciliidae. Gene Ontology annotation, biological process: protein import into mitochondrial matrix.
UUCAAUUUCAAAGUUGGUUUGCGAUUACCCAAUCAAAAUAGAAAAAAGACGAAGGAGAACUUACGUCAGGGGGGAACAUCGAAAGAACAAAAUGGAGGAGUAUGCUAGAGAACCAUGCCCCUGGAGAAUUGUGGACGACUGUGGUGGAGCUUUCACCAUGGGAGCCAUUGGAGGAGGAAUAUUUCAGGCAGUGAAAGGUUUCAGAAAUGCACCUUCGGGGAUGAGCCACAGAAUGAGGGGGAGCUUAACUUCCAUCAAGACCCGAGCUCCACAACUAGGAGGUAGCUUUGCAGUGUGGGGAGGCCUCUUCUCCAUGAUUGACUGUGGUUUAGUAAAAGUGCGAGGCAAAGAGGAUCCCUGGAAUUCAAUAACAAGUGGGGCCAUGACGGGUGCGAUCCUCGCUGCCAGAAAUGGACCAGUAGCCAUGGUGGGCUCAGCAGCGAUGGGCGGUAUUCUGCUGGCUUUGAUAGAAGGUGCUGGAAUCUUACUUACAAGGUUUGCUUCUGCACAGUUCCCAACUGGACCCCAGUUUGCCGAGGAACCUUCUUCUGCUCCCAUUCCCACCUCUCCCUUUGGGGACUACAGACAAUAUCAGUGAGAGGGCCGCACUCCCCUCUUUUAUCCACUAGAUUUUUUAAAAUUCCUUGCUGAAGAUAAAAAGAAGAGAUGAAGGUGCAGACUGUCAUCUUAUUUUUCUGUUAAAAACUAUACCCACUGUCAUGACCUCAUGAUCUGUUACGGGGAGCGAAGGACAGAACUCAUCUUCAUUUUUUUUCUUUUAUGAGAUGUACAGAUCUGCCUUUUGCCAUUCUCAGCCUUUUCACAUGCAUCUGUGUUGCUCGGAACAGCUUUGGGGUGAAAGCUGUUUAUUUGUGACAAUGAGAUGCACUUUCUGCUUUGGUGUGACAUACAUAUCCUUACAGACGAGCUGUGAUGGUGUUGAAUCUCAGAAAAACACGUCACACAUGAAACAUAAUGACAUUUCUAAAACGUAAAAGAAGUUUGGCUUGUAUUCAUUUAUGUCAGUUUUUUUUUUUUGCCUUUUAUGUCAUAUGCUUGAGUUGGCCAGCAACUCUGUGCUGGCCUUCCUCUUUUAUUCGGUAAAAUAAGGAAACUUCUUUCAGAAACAGAUCCAUUUCUGAAGUAGUUUGUUUUUGGGUGAAUUAUUUGUUUUAGAUUGUAAAGAGUUAUAUCAAAUUGUUCUGUUUUCUGUGAUAGUACUUUUUCCAUUCAACACAGUGCGAGAAAUACUGCUAAGGGUAAAGAAUGGCACCGGCAGUUCAUUUCAAGAGAGCAACUCAAGCAAGGGAUUGAUGUGUAAUGUAUUAAAUCUGUAUAACAGAUUGUACAAUGGUACAAUAAAGAUAUUAAUUGUUAAA